AUGGUUCCAAAAAAUAAGAAAUUUUUUGAGGAAAUAAAGCCCAGUGAACUCCAAUUCAAAAAAAGAAUUAGAAAGCUGGUAUUUGAAGGUGGUUACAGAAUGAAGGGUAAUAAAUGGAACCAAUCUUAUGAUCUUCAGGUAAUAACCUUCUUUAAAUUGGGAAUUAGACCCAGCAAGUUUCAGUGUAUCAAAAGUUGUUACUGGUCCCCUCCUCCUAUAGGUUAUACCAUAUUUUGCUGUGAUGGAUCAUCUUUUGGUAACCCAGGGGCAGAUGGAUUUGGUGUUGUAGUUAGGAAUCAUGAGUGUCAAGUUAUAGGUGCAUUAUCAGGAGGAAUUGAUGUUGUUACUAAUCAUAUUGCAGAAAAGUUUGUUGUGCUUUGUGCUACUGAAUUGGCAGGUGAAUGGAACCUUCAGAACAUUGUCAUUAACUCAGAUUCUAAGACAGUUAUUGAUGGUUUCCUUAAAGGGCAGGUGCCAUGGUUUAUAAAGAAGAGAUGGCAGAAGGCUGUAAGCAGAAUAUCUUCAAUCAUCUUUCAACAUUGCUUCAGAGAAAUCAAUUUCUCUAUUGAUACUGUUGCCAAAAGAUGA
Messenger RNA from Papaver somniferum (opium poppy), 588 nucleotides. Its product is annotated as ribonuclease H-like. Bases 1 to 588 code for a protein of 195 amino acids. The transcript has a single exon. Lineage: Eukaryota; Viridiplantae; Streptophyta; Magnoliopsida; Ranunculales; Papaveraceae. The record is from RefSeq and is a predicted model, not a curated record. Gene Ontology annotation, molecular function: RNA-DNA hybrid ribonuclease activity; nucleic acid binding.